Notodromas monacha is the source of this 321-nucleotide messenger RNA. The record is from the annotation of a GenBank genome assembly. Lineage: Eukaryota; Metazoa; Arthropoda; Ostracoda; Podocopida; Cyprididae.
GCAGAUUUCGACUUUUAUCGAUUUGUUUUUCCAUCGAAUCACCGGUGGUGAAGUGUUGUACGGAAGUAAAGUUCCGCGUUAUUGAGCAGAAUGCGAAGUCGUUUGGGGCGGAUCACCAAACUUGGCUUCGGCAUGCUUGGCCUCGGCGGAGCUGCUGGGUCUGCCGCCGCUUACGCUGCGGUAAUGUGGACCAUGCAAGAUUCUGAUGAUCAACAAGAACCAUUCCGUCGUCGCGUGGCUUAUAACCCUGUGACGGAUGGUCCAAAGCGGGCGACGAUUACAAUGUCCGUCGAUUCGAAAUCGCUGUACGUGCAAGUGUAA